UUAUAUUCUUCCAAUCAGAAAAAACGAGCUAUCACUGAUCCAGUCUAAAACGCUAGAAAAUAUCGAUUUAAACACCAUUCUAUUAUUAUUAUUAUCAUUAUUAUUAUUAUUAUUAUCUAUUAUUAUUAUUAUUAUUAUUAUUAUUAUUAUUAUUAUUAUUAUCAUUAUUAUUAUUAUUAUUAUUUCUCGCGGGCAAUAUGGCGUUCGGAAAUCUCUUCGUCCUCGGCUUCGUCUUCGUUUGUUUGCGGAGUGCGUCUUGUUUGCCAAGCGGUGCUGCGCCUUCGUUCCUUGAAGUCGGGAGUUGUGCUUCGGUCUCGCUCAUGGAAGGCUUCGAAUCGGAGAAGUACCUCGGCACUUGGUACACCAUAAGCAGUGUUCCCAACUCCUACAUACCUGUCAAAAAAUGUAUGACAGAUACUGUUACCAGGCAUGAUGGAGAUAUGGAAAUAUUAACGAAGGGAUUUGGUGAAGACGACAGCCCGCAGAGUUCCGAGGCCGUUCUUUCAGAGGUGGUGCCGUUCAACCCUUUCGAGGACCCGUUCUUGCAGCUUCAAGCCAGCCUCGUGCCCCCCGUCCCCUACCACAUCGUCGAGACGGACUACACCUCCUACUCUUGCGUGUACUCUUGCUUCGACCUGCUGAACAUCCGGGCCGAGCUGUUCUUUAUUCUCUCGAGGACGCCUGAGAUCUCGCCCGAGUCCAGACAGCGGUGCCUCGACCUCUUUGAAGAAAAGGACGUCGACACGGGGAAGCUCGUUGAGAUGCAGCAAGAGGGGUGUCCGCGAGAGGAUGACGGGGUGGAGGAGGAGGAGGUCGUGGAGGUUGGGGAGGUCGCCGAGGAGGAGUUCGAGGAGCGAGAUGAGGGACAGGAGGUUGAGAUGGCUGAGGAGGUUGAGGAUGCCCUUGGCCUCUUGCAGAACGCGGAUGAGAUCCCUGAGGAUUCAGGACGAAGGGAUUCUGAAGUUCGGAAAUACGCCUCCGCUGAUGGUUCCGCUGCGGUUGAAGGACGGGACUUGGAGGAUAGCAAGGACUCUUCUGUAAAUGAGGCAAGAGUUCGUGAAGACGCUGCGAGAUCUGUUGACUUGAAGGGUUGCGCUGAGGAGGCCGAUUCUGAAAUAAAGAAAGACGGCAAUGAUGCUCCUGUCAGUACACAAAGGAAAGAUGAAAGAUACGUAUCAGAAGAGGAAUAUGGGGUCUCCGUUCUAGAAGGAGCCGAAGACUUCGUCCAGGAAAUCGAAGAAGACGUCGUCAGAGCGGUGGACACCAUCGAAAACUCGGCUACGAAGCUGAUCGAAGAAGCGUCAGAGGUCUUGGAAAUUCAAGCUAAAGACGUCAAGAAAGACGAGCGCAAACGCAUCCAGGGUAUCGAGGACGCGGAUCAUUUCGAUUCUUCGAGUCCUCCUCUCUCGCUUCCCACGGCAGCCUCGGUCACUUUUGCUGCUCUCUGUCUCUACCUUUAUCGCUAGAUUCUUUUCGUGAACCGUACCUUAAAAAUGGUGUGACGUGCCAUAAAAAUGACAGCGACUCCUGUCCAGAUACUGACACUCGGUGCCUCUCAGAGACCAGUGUCUAAGAGGAGUUAGCAGUAGUAGCUUUUGCUGAAGACUUUUCACUGAAGACGUUUAGGGAGAACUGCUAAUUCCGUAGACGAAAUGGAGGCCCUUGAGUGUCAUCCACAUGAGUGGUGUGGACGAAUUUUGGAUUUCACUUUGCAUUUACUGUAGAUUCAAUGUUACAUGCAGGCGACUGCAUUCGAUAUGCAUUAUCUUAUACAGUUGUAAAUAUUGCAUUCUUGUCUCUUAUAUCUAUUUAUAGUAUGAGAUCUGAGUUCUAUACUGUGACUGAAAAAAAAUUGAGAAUGUUG
Messenger RNA from Penaeus monodon (black tiger shrimp), 1864 nucleotides. RefSeq lists its product as uncharacterized. The record is from RefSeq and is a predicted model, not a curated record. Bases 198 to 1466 code for a protein of 422 amino acids. Gene Ontology annotation, molecular function: pigment binding. The transcript has 4 exons. Lineage: Eukaryota; Metazoa; Arthropoda; Malacostraca; Decapoda; Penaeidae.